Molecule: messenger RNA, 9441 nt
Organism: Perca flavescens (yellow perch)
Lineage: Eukaryota; Metazoa; Chordata; Actinopteri; Perciformes; Percidae
Product: serine/threonine-protein kinase WNK1-like
Exons: 28
Coding region: 666-6578 (1970 amino acids)
Biological process (GO): protein phosphorylation
Molecular function (GO): ATP binding; protein serine/threonine kinase activity
Source: RefSeq, a predicted model, not a curated record
GUCAGAAAAACCCGUUUUCUUCGUCAAUAUGUAACCACUGCGCCGCUUGUUUGAGCCCACAAAUCGCAACUUUGAUGUUCACUAAUUGGAUGACGUGUCUGCUUGACAUUAAGGAUAUUGUACACGUAUUCCCCUUUAUAAAUGCGAAGACGGAUUAACGCUGUAAGGACAAUUUAAACGCCGAUGCUGGUCAGCUGUAUUGUGGAUAACGUUACGAUAUAGAGUGAACCUGGACUGGAGCAUAUUCCAAGUGUCUGGCCUUCCAGCCUUUCCUGCGUUCAGUAACUGUUGUGGGCUGUGGAUGUUUUUUUCCUCAUCAGUGAUUCCUUAUGCUUGAUAGAAGCUGCACCCUGUGUCUUGCAGGAUGGAUGGUGUGGACUUAAAGAGACUUGUGUAUCAACAUCAGCACUCUGUGUUCUGCUGUGGUGUUCAAUCUUUUACCAUUUACAAGAGAACACCUCCCAUUCUACACCUCCAAUCUCUGCACUAUAUAUAUAAAGACUGUCUUUGAGCAGUAAAAAAGAGAGCUGAAGGUAGAAGUUGUUAGACUUUUUUUACUUUUCAAACACAGAUCGAUACUGCUUACAUAAGCCUAUAUGACGGACAUGGAAGCAUACUUAUUUAAUUAGUUAUUGUACACCCUUACUCUUAGUGUGGGUGGUGGGAUGUCGGAAAAGCCAGACAACAAAAUGGUGAAGUUCCUGGCUCCCCCUCAAAAGAGUGGAAAUGGCCCCAGUUCUGGUUCAGAUUCGAUGGUGAGUGAGUGCCGGCCAACAGAGGUGAGACGCCGGCAUCACACCAUGGAGCGGGAUCGAUGUAACCCUGAACACCGUUUCUUGCGCCGCAGUGUCAUCAGUGAUUCCAAUGCUACUGCAUUGGCCCUCCCUUUACCCAGCAAGAUCCCCAUCCCUGCACCUCAACGGGUUCACCUACGAGAAGCUGCCCCCGAGCAGCAACUGGCUGCUGCUACUGGUCAUCUGCAGCGGGCUGAACCAAUUUUAGCUCGGAAUGCAGAGUCUGCUGAUAGUGGAGGAGGAGUAGAAGGAAAAGGAAUAGCCAAGGUGGAUGUAGUGCCUUCAGAAAAGGAGCCUGCCAUUUUACAAGAUACCUGUGAUGGAGAGGUUGUGUUAGCAGCCCGUUCCGCACCAGGCUUAGGAACAGAAUUGCCAAGUCAAACAGAACCUGAAAGCACCACUGAGGUGAAGGUUCAUCAUGAAGAAGAGGGGGAGGAAGAAGAUAAGGACUCUGCCAAGGCACGAGCAGAGGCAGAACAGAGAGAAGCUGAGAAAAAAGUGCAGGAUGACAUUGAAGAGGCAGAGACCAAAGCAGUUGGAACAUCCCCAGAUGGGCGUUUCCUAAAGUUUGAUAUAGAAAUUGGACGUGGGUCCUUCAAGACUGUGUACAAGGGCUUGGACACUGAGACCACAGUGGAGGUGGCUUGGUGUGAGCUGCAGGAUCGUAAGCUUUCAAAGACAGAGAGGCAGCGCUUUAAGGAGGAAGCAGGAAUGUUAAAGGGACUACAGCAUCCCAACAUUGUCCGCUUUUACGACUCCUGGGAAGGACCCUCCAAAGGCAGGAAGUGCAUUGUAUUGGUCACUGAACUCAUGACUUCUGGCACACUCAAAACAUAUCUGAAGCGGUUCAAGGUGAUGAAAAUUAAAGUACUGCGGAGCUGGUGUAGGCAAAUCCUCAAGGGGCUCCACUUCCUUCAUACUCGGGCUCCCCCCAUCAUCCACAGGGACCUUAAGUGCGACAAUAUUUUCAUCACAGGCCCAACCGGAUCCGUCAAGAUAGGAGACUUGGGACUGGCCACACUCAAGCGUGCAUCAUUUGCCAAGAGUGUUAUAGGUACCCCUGAGUUCAUGGCGCCUGAGAUGUAUGAAGAGAAGUACGACGAGUCAGUGGAUGUGUAUGCCUUUGGAAUGUGCAUGCUGGAGAUGGCCACCUCAGAGUACCCUUACUCAGAGUGCCAGAACGCUGCACAGAUCUACCGCAGAGUUACCAGCGGGGUGAAGCCGGGCAGCUUUGACAAGGUGGCCAUUCCUGAAGUGAAGGAGAUCAUCGAGGGAUGCAUUCGCCAGAACAAGGAUGAGAGGUACUCGAUCAAGGACCUUCUGAACCAUGCCUUCUUCCAGGAGGACACAGGGGUGCGUGUGGAGUUGGCGGAAGAAGAUGAUGGAGAGAUGGAGUAUAUUAAGCUGUGGCUGAGAAUUGAGGAUGUGAAGAAACUCAAGGGAAAAUACAAAGACAACGAAGCUAUUGAGUUUUCUUUUGACCUCAACAAAGACGUCCCAGAGGAUGUGGCUCAGGAAAUGGUCGAGUCUGGUUAUGUAUGCGAAGGUGACCACAAGACCAUCGCAAAGGCCAUAAAGGACAGGGUGUCUCUAAUCAGUCGCAAGAGAGCACAGCGACAGCAGGUCAGAGAAAAUCAGGAGAAGAGAAGGCUAGAAGAAGAACAACAGCAGAGUCAGUUACCUCCAGCACAGCAAUCAGGCCAGCAGUCAAGCACGGAGGUGCCUCAGGUACAGCCAGUGCCACAGCCUGCUACUUAUGUCCCUCCACAACCAAACCAACACAGCACACAGAUGUCUGCCCAACCUGCAUCUCAGCAGAGCCUUCAGAGUUCUAACUAUAACACUCCUCAGUCAACCCAACUGACCAGCAUGGCACAGGGUGUCCCUUAUAUCCCCCAGUCAACUGGGCAAGUCCCAGUUCAGGGUCAGAGUGUGGCCACCAUCCAGCUAGAGUCUGAGGAGCCUGAGACUGACCAACACCAACAACUACAACACACUGGAGGAGCCAGUCACAUGGGAGACCGACUUCCUGGUUCCACCAUCCCUCCUGAGGUACAGCCUCCUCAGUCUGGAAUAUCCUACAGCUCUCCUCCCAGUCAUCACCUUCAGCCCCAGGUGUCACUCCCACAGACACAAAAUGACCACACGCAACAACAGCAGUUGUCAGUGGUUCAACCCCAGAUGCAAGGUGUCCAGCCUGAAGUUGUUCCAGUUGCGCCAAGCAGCCAGUCUGUUCCAGUGACACCUCCACAGUACGGAGUUUACUACCAACCAUCGCUUCCCCCUCAGAUUCCCACCCAGCAAGUGAUGAUGCCUCCAUCAUCUCAGUCGUCUCACUCCCAACAGCAGCAACAGUCAGAGAGCAGCACUAGUCUUCAGAGCUCCACUCUACCGCAGGCACAGACUGGAGUUCAGCAGCUACAGGCCCCUGCGAGUGUUCCUCAGUCAGCACCAGCAGAGCAGCCAGGAUCCUCUGCUCUGGUGCCACCAUCUGUAGACAGCUGCCUGUCAGAUGCAGCUUCAGGUCUUAGUGACGGCAAUGAUGGAAGUUCUACAUCAGGAGGUCGCCAUGAGGGACGCUCACUGAAACGUCACCAGCGGCGAUCUGUACGCAGCCGCUCCCGCCAUGACAAAACUGCAAAGGCCAAGCUAAAUGUUCUCAGUAUCUCUAACGUGGGAGACCGAGUAGCAGAGUGCCAGCUGGAAACGCACAACAGGAAGAUGGUGACCUUCAAGUUUGACCUUGAUGGUGAUAAUCCGGAGGAGAUUGCACAGAUUAUGGUUGAAAGUGUAUUCAUCUUGGAGAAUGAGCGGGAGUCCUUCAUCGAGCAGAUCCGUGAAGUCAUAGAAAUGGCUGAUGAAAAAGGAGAGGGCAUGAAGGAAGGCUUUCCUCAGAUGAGUGAUCACCAACAACAGCCUGUGCUGUCUGUUCCCAUGCUGCCAGGCAUUUCCCCCAGCACUACAUCUCAGGUGGUGCAUUCGGCAGGACGGAGGUUUAUAGUCAGCCCAGUGCCAGAGUCUCGUCUUAAAGAACAGUUCUUUGGUACUCCUUCUGCCAAUACCUCCUUUGGCGAUGAACCUGCUCCCUCUAUGACAUUGGGUCUUUCUCUGUCUGCGCCAUCUGGGAUUCUCCAGCAGGCAUUCAGUGAAAUGAAGCAGGCCCGUGUAGAGAGAUGCAGCACCCUUGAUCCCCCUGCUGCUGAGCUAGAAGCAGGCACUGCCCUUGCCACUGAGGCUGGACUCGGUCCAAACUCUAAAAAUAUCCUGGCUCCUCCAGAAGUGGUAGCUUCCGCUGCUGGUACUACUUUUCCUGGCGUGCCUCUCACAUCUACUGCAACAUCCUCACCACCUCCCUCAACUGGUAGAGUUUCCCCUCCACCUAUAGCCACUCAGUCCCAAACUCCAGUUCCUGUCACCAGUGAUCCCAGUCCACCUCCUCAGUCUUCACAUGAACCAGCCCCGUCGCCGCUUCCACCAGCUGCCAGCAUCCCGCCUACAUCUUCCACUGUUUGUCCACCAUCAGUGCAGACCUCCGCCCCCGCAGUACCUGGGCCUCAACUGAGCAGUAGUUCUGUCUCGGUCUCUCCUGUUGCUAGUGUUACAUCCAGUAGUACUGGCACUGCCCCUGCUCCAGAGCAGCAGCCUUUUAAUAGUGCUGUUUCGUCCUCUCAGCCUGUGAAUUCGUCCACCCAUGCACCACAGCACACCACCUCCCAAGCUCAGCCUGUCCCCAGUUCUGCUCAGCCCCCUCCUCCCAGCGCGUUACCCAGUCAGAGCCAGGUCCAGCCACAGCCAGUGGAGUCCGAGGGGGCUGAGCUCCAGAACAAGACCGCUGGCAGAGAUGAUAUCCAGGCUCUAGAUAAGAAGCUACGGUCCCUCUUUAAAGAUCAAAGCUCUGCAUCAGUGGAUCAGAACACAGGCACCUCCUCUCCCCCCACUGGGACUUCUUCUCCUCCACCUGGAGCCGCCCUAGUGCCCCCAUCUAACCUUCCCCUCACCUCUGGGGUGCAGGGUGUCCUGGGUCCCACAACCACCCCAGGACAGGGUAUUUCCUCAACUGGACAGACGCCUCCAACUAAGCCCAGGGCACAGACUUUACCUACUGGUUUUGAUCAAGCUGCUACACCUCCAUCUGAACUUGCACCCCCUUUUCCUGGGCCAAAUCAGUCCCAGAAACCCCUGGGUAAUUUGGACGCCCAGUUGAGGAGAGCUCUGAGCCCUGAGACUGUUCAGGGAGGUAACGGAGUCCAGCCUCCGGCAGCUGGUUUCACUCUGGGACGUUUCCAAGUGUCUGUUGCUGCCGAUGGUGUGACCAGCCGCAUUCCAGAUCCCUCAAGCAUUGUUUCCUCUUCUUCCCUUGUGUCAUCCUCUACCUCCCCUUCUUCUUCUUCCUCUUCCUCCUCCUCCUCCUCCUCUUCGUCCCCCUCAAGUCCAGAAAAUACCCUCCACCGGUCAUCCUCUCUGGCCAAAGGAGUUUGUGAAACUGACACAAUAAAUGCCUCCUCCCUCUCCGCUGGUCCUGCCAGCCAGCCCACCACUAUUGGGCGCUUCCAAGUCUCCAUGAGCACAAAUGCCACAUCCGGGCCAAGCACUGGCUCUAAAGUGGGACGUUUUUCCGUCACAGUGACCCCAGCUCCAGCAGCAGGCUCCAGUCCAUCACAUGGUUCCAGUAGGCAGAAUGGGCCCUCAUCGUCAACGUCUGAUCCUCAUAACGCACACACCCAUUACAGUAGUGACAAUAACGACGACUCUGAGACUGAGGACGAAGCUUUGCAAAAAGAAAUUAGUCGCCUCAGGGAAAAACAUAUGAUGGAGAUCCAGAUAUUGCAGACUCGUCAGAAAGAGGAGAUAGAGGCCCUGUUCACGCGGAUGGGAAAACCUCCUCCUCCUUCUGUCUUCUCCCCUGCUGUGGCAAUGGCUGGAGGGCGACGAAGGCUCAAAAGCAAAACCUCCAAAUCUGCUCGCAGUAGUGGAAAGCCCAGCCCCAUACACUUAGGAACCCUUGCCUCAGCUCAGAGUCUUCCUUGUUCAGAGUCCCUUCCAAAGCAAAGUUCACCCUCAACAUCAGAGGCCUCAGAAACCGCAACAGAGGCAUCACAAGUUAACAGGUCAUCCAUAAAGCAGCUUAGAUCCUCUCCAUCUAUGCCCAGCCUCAGUAGUUGCGCCACAGGAUCAAGUGGGACCAGCUCCACUAAUGGUUCAGGCCACAGCCAGAACCACUCUACUCCUCUGAGCCAGGCGACUGGACCCAGUCCUCCUUCCUCUCACACCCAGAAGGGUAAGGGUACCUUCACUGAUGACCUGCACCAACUGGUGGAUAACUGGGCCAGGGACAUCAGCCUUUCCCAGUGCAAGAAAGGUCCUAAAACUGGAGCCCCAGCACCUCCGGGACUUGAUAUUAUCCCUCCAGCCAACAUGGGCCGUAAAUUCUCAGCCCCAGGCUACCUCUGUCCAACACUUCCCACGCCUUCCACCACCACGUCCACCACAUCCACUCACCUCCCCAACCCAGCCAAUCCCUCUGUCCCUUUGGGGCCUCGUAAGGGCUCUCUGGGACCAGCUGCGCCCGGGUUUGGAUACACCUCAGCCCCAUACAGUGCUCCUCAGUGGGCAGGACCCACAGGCACAUGCCAGGUCAGCAUGCUUAACCCCACACAGCCACUAACGCAGUACCAGCCGCCUACGACAGCCUCAGUGUCCCUGCACCAAGGCUAUCACAUGGGAACCACACCAGCCCCCCAGAAUGCAGUUAGCCCUGGAGGGUCCAACCUAAGGCCUACGUAGCCCAGUUGUAGCCCUGGUCCAGGCUGAGACGGAGGGCCAAGCAGGGCAGACAGUCGUCAAACGAGAACCAAUGGCUCUAUUUACAGUUGGCUGGUUAGCUGGCUGGAUAUUGUGCUUUUUAUUUUUAUUUCAACUUUUAUUAUUAUGUGUUUUUCCUGUAAUAGAGUUGACCUGUGUGGUUCAAGUCCUCUCAGGCAGAAUGAAAUCUGUCUGGCAAUUGGAGGGAGAGUGCAAUACACAUCCACAGCACAAGAGUCGUGCACUUAGCCUUCUAUCAGCUGUGGAAAUUGAGCUGUGACGAGUUGGUUGGUUGUGUCUGGUAAUGUAAUGACCCAGGGACGUAACCAACAGCAGCCAAAGAUGUCUAUACCUUUUGAAGAGGAGAAGGUAGUAGGAAUCCUGGUUCACAUCCUUACUGGUCCUGACUUGAAGCUGAGCUGGGACAGAAAACGGUUGAACUAAUACACCACAUAGACACAUGUAUAGACACAAGUGUGCGCACACACACACACACACACACACCUGACUAAACAUUAGCCUGGUUGAGUGAUUUGGGAUGGUAGGUUACGUUGUCUCAGAGAGCGAUGGACGGAGUGUACAGAAAGUGGGAGAUAAGAGUGGGACAGUUGGUUUGUCCCGGAUGGAAUGGCAAAGUGUGACUGGUUGAGUUGGGAGCAGAAAGAAUAGCAAGUUAGGCAGGAGUGUAAUGGAUAGGGUGUCAGUAUAAAUACAUCCCAAUGGCUAUCUAUUAAGUAAAAUGCAAUAACGGCAAAGAGUAGAUAAACUGUCCCUUGUAACUGUGGCCUUAAUCCCCAAACACAUUUAAACAUUGACUUUGUACAUAGAUAUUUCUUCACUGGGUUAUGAUUCCAUGUUAAGCAUAUGUAUGUCCCUGUGAGUCUGGUGACAUUGUGAUUUGAGUUGUCCAUCCAUACAGAUUUAUUAUACAGAUUUAUUCUUCUUCAUCUGAUGUGUAAGCCAGUGGACCUGCCACAUAAAAAAACAACAACAUUGUCCUGGUGUUGACCACCAUUUGCAGUGUGAAACUUAAGAGGUGGUGCUGCUGUAAAAUCACAUUCUGGUUGAGGGUGUUUGCAGGUAGGGGUUUUAUUUUUAUUUAUUUUUUACGCAAGAAUGAAAUGGUUGACACAUGAAAUAACUUAGUGCUGAUAGAAGCAGUUCGAAAUAUGCUUAUCAUAAAACAAGAAAUAAUUUUGGUUUAUUGCAAUAGUAUUUGUUGAAGGUUUCAGUCUCUGAGGGGAUGCAGCCUCCCCACUUCUACCAGUUGUUUACACCUAUGGUGCCCAGUACACAGAUGAACAGGUUGUUAGUGGAUUCAACACAUUAGAUAACAUUUAGCCGUCACCUCUCAAAUCACAAGUGUCUGGGGUUCUCUCUUUCUGUGGUCAGUUUUUGUAUGCGUAUAUUUAAUAAUAAAACAAAUGUUCUUUAUGGACCUGUAUCAGCCAUCAGAUUUUGAUGUUGUUUCACUGUAAUUGUUAUUAAAGGUUGUUAAACAACCUGUAGUUUAAAGGAAUAUAAAAAAAAAAAGUGCAAUUGCAGGGUGGUUGUUGUUGGUCUCCUACUCAUCACGCAGGAGUAAUCCUGUGGUUUAUUAAGCUCUUCUCUGACUGCCCUGCCCACCCCCCCUUCUCUAUUUUAUUGUAUUUAUGUUAAUGUGAGGUAAAUGCUUUCACAUAAUGCUCCUUCACUAGAGUAUGCUUGUGGUGACCCAUUCUACAUGCACUCUGAACUGUAAACAUGAGGAACACUUUAGUGCCUUGCAUCUUCACUAAUGACAAGUUCCAGAUUCAUCUAGUCCUGUAGCUGUGACUUCAGAAAACUAAACCUAUACAUGACGUAAACACACAACAGGUGGCUCCCUAACUGCCAGAGGAUGUAAUACUCUGAAACAUUAGACGAGACACCACACAGGACUGCAGAACAAAGAGCACACUGAGUAAUGUGGAAGCGUUUUCGGUUCGCUCUACAGUUCCAUUUGUGUUGGUUGCGUAAUCUGCUGUGUAUUUAUAUUUGGCUCAAGCGUACAUGGAUUUGGCUGACAUUUGUUUCUGUGGAUUUAUCAUUAAACCGUUUCACAGAUGCACUUGUUCAGGCAGCAAGUGAGCUGUAUAAAGGUUUAAAGGUUGUCACGCUGGCUCAACUUUUGUCUCACCACCGCCUCACACGAGUGCCAUGCUGUCAUUGUGAUUCCUUUGGCCUGCUCGUAGAUUGGAUGAAUAGUUAAACUUCUCUAGAGAAAAAAUAAGUUACUGCAAUGCAGAAUAUGCAAUGUUUAAAAUUUUAAAGGGAGUGUGGGGUAAUGGAAACAUUUGCAUGCUGAUGAGGGUUGUUACCGACCGACUUCAAUGUUUUUGAUAUUGGAAUAUUAGAGAUCCUUUUUUUUUUAUUAUUAUUAUUAUUAUUAUUAUUAUUAUUAUUAUUAUUAUUAUUAUUAUUCUUCUUUGCCUUCCUGAGAGUAUUUGCAAAGAGUGAUCACAAAUCAGUUUGAUUGCCAUUCACCAAUAUCACAGGCAAAGCUUCGAUAUCAAACCAUCGACUUAUGAUUUCUGCAUGCCGGCUUCACUAGUGUUUAAUCUUACAAAUGACAACGUAACUCAAAACUGGCUACUGUACAGCACAAGGUCCCAACAAAGCUCCUAAGGUCCAUAUGCUCCGAUGCUAUUACCAGUAAUUAUCACAGACCUCACAGCACUGUUUGAGGCUUCUGACAUGCAGUGAUAUCUGUUGAGCUCUUAUUUUUGAUCCCUCCUUACUGACCUCCUGAGAUUCAGUGUCUGUUUUGUGUAUGUUUUUCACAUUGUACAAAUUGUAAAAACAAAUAAAAAUAUAAAUUAAAUCA